This is a messenger RNA of Tremella mesenterica DSM 1558, 405 nucleotides long. RefSeq lists its product as uncharacterized. Lineage: Eukaryota; Fungi; Basidiomycota; Tremellomycetes; Tremellales; Tremellaceae. The record is from RefSeq and is a predicted model, not a curated record. The transcript has 4 exons. The coding region runs from base 1 to 405 and encodes 134 amino acids.
AUGCUCGUCUUAGCUCUUCUUACUUUACUCAGUUGUCUCAAUCCUAUUUUUGGUAAAAUAGCUAGUAUAUCAGCUCCGAGCAUCAUACCGGCCGGAAAGAACUUUACUGUGGUUAUACAUACUACUAGUUAUAUUCAAAAUUGGGAUGAUUUCGGUAUCAUCUUCGGACUUAAAUCUCCUAACCUCACUUCGGACCCCAUUGCCGUAGGUGAUGAAAUUGGAUAUUCCAACUUGUAUGGUGUGGAGAAACUCCCAAAUGUCACCGUAUCCGUUUCAUGUCCUAUCUGGGCCAGUGGGAAAUACACUCUUGUCGGUGCUGUUCCAUAUCUAGUCGGGGCUUCCGGUGAGACUGGUAUCCAAUACUUUAAUCAAUCAAUUUCUGUGACACCCACACCAGCCAAAUGA